Messenger RNA from Linderina pennispora, 2539 nucleotides. RefSeq lists its product as uncharacterized. The record is from RefSeq and is a predicted model, not a curated record. The coding region runs from base 47 to 2380 and encodes 777 amino acids. Lineage: Eukaryota; Fungi; Kickxellomycota; Kickxellomycetes; Kickxellales; Kickxellaceae. The transcript has 7 exons. Gene Ontology annotation, biological process: nucleosome assembly. Gene Ontology annotation, cellular component: CAF-1 complex; nucleus.
GUUUUUCCUCUCCAUAUUUCUGUAAUCGCAUCACUUUUCCGCGAAAAUGAUAGUUGACGGCGAUUCUCCUGGAAACGCAAAGCCGAAGAAGCGUGCAUCGAUAAAGCGGUUCUUUGGUCGAGCAGAAGCUGACGAGGGUAGAACCCCGCAGCAGAAUCCAGUAUCGGCAAAGAAGAGCAAAAAGCCAGCGCCAGCAGCACCAGUCACAGAUGAAAACGGCCAGCCGCAGCAGCAUCAGCAUGACGAGCAGCCUCGAGCACUAGCCAUAUUCAAAAACGCCGCAAUCGCGUCAACAUAUCAUUUCCACCAGCUCGUUGCACAGCUGACUGAAAGCAAAUCGCUACCGCUGACAGAGGUGCCUACCGCAUUCCAUCCACUGAUCGCAUUGAUCGUCCAAGAGAAGGACAACAUCAUCGCCACGCUUGCCAAGAUCGUUGAGGCACAAAUCUGCCCGAUGGUCGUCGACGAGGACGGGGGAACAAGCACAAUGCCAGUAUUUGCACCCAGUACGCUGGAGACAGCUAUUGCCGAUAUUGCUGAGCACAGGAACUACGGUGUGCUGCCAAGUGCAGUUCGGCAGUGCUGCGAGCCCGAGACAGCCGAUGUGCCACACUCACUGGCAACAUAUCGAUGGGAAGUAAAGGACAUAGAAAUGCUGCCCAAAGACGUGCACUCAGCGGUGAAAAAGAGGCGGGCACGGCGAGCUGAGGCACAGGCUGAGUGCACACAGUGGUUCACCACGGUUGAUGAGGAGACGCGGCAGCAGAUUUUGGCAGGGACUCUGAAGAAGGCACGGAUCACCCCUUGUAAGCAAUCGACAGGAACAGGCGAGGCAGCGGCGACACCAGCCUUAAUGGACAGCUCAACCUCAGCCAACUCGAAACCCAGUAAGCAAGCUGCUCAGGAUCUAGCUUCGCCAAAACGGCCAAAGAACAUUUUACGGGGCCAGAAGAGCCUUGUAAACUUUUUCACAUUGGAGAAGGGCAGCGACAAGGACAAAAAGCAGGCUGUAGAGCAGAUAUCCAGCGCAUCUGACCCAAAGUCUGGCUACGAGGCAAUGUUUCACCCGUUCCACCUUCGCCAGAGCGCAACCAUGUAUCGCUAUCAGCGACCUACGACGUUCAGUGAGGACAGGUUCAACCAGGCAACCCAAUCAGCAAGCAACACCGAUGUCAGCUGCCUGUUGGCUGAGUUCAAGAACAGUGCUGCAAGAGCAAACACAGAGUGUGAGGCGCGCCGGCGUGCUGUUGCUGACCAGCCACCAGCUGUUUGCGAUGGAGUCGAACUCGAUGACGCUGAGCUGCACUUGAUCCGGCUACGCUCUAUGCCAAUGAAAUGCCUGCACUUUUACGACAACCGGCGGCCAGACUACUGGGGGACAUGGAGCCGUCGUCUCAAAUCGGUUAGCGCUCGGCGACCCUUUGCCCGUGACAGCGUAGCACUGGACUACGAUUUUGACAGCGAUGGGGAGUGGUGCAUUGAGGACGAUGAAGGUGAGGAGCUAAAGAGUGACGACGAAGAUGACGAAGACGACGAGGAUGAGGAGGAUGAGGAGGAUGAUACAGACUUUAUUGUCGGCGACAGCGACGUGAUUACCGAGUUUUCUGGUGGGCCAUCUGCGCUUGGUGAUGAGGAUGAUGAUGACGGCGACGAGGAGGAGGAUCUGGAUCACAAUGGACUGAACUCGGACACGGAGGACGAUUAUGUAUCGGAGGAGGAGGUCAUGGAGGAUAUUGAUCCGGACGAAGAGGUCGGUGCUGAUCUAGCUCUGCCAGAGCCAGAAGCGGCCGAGGAGACCAAGCCUACGACGCGGUCGGCACACCAGCCCCGCUCCAGCGCACACAGCGGCCGGCAUCUAACGCCUAAGCACCAGAGCGAUAAGCAGGUGCAGCCGCGACGCAAGAAGGUCAUGCCGCUGGCACCUAUCGUAGUAGGACCUAUAUGGAACGACAGCGACCAGCUGCCUGCCGACGACCCACGUGCCCGCGCGUUGGCCGCAUUGACUGUCACUUGUAUCGAUUGUUCAAUGCCGCUGACCAUCAGUAUCGACCCGCAGCCGAUGCUGACCAACAAGGAAAACAAGGGCGCCGAUGGCGGCAACCGCAAGGACAUCGAGGUCACCGACGAUGUCCUGCGUAUUCUGGUUGAGGUCCUGCAUGCGUCGCCACUAGGCGUAGCAAAGCUGGUGGACGAGCUCAAGACUCGGCUGGAGCGACUGAUCCAUGAGCACGCUGUCAAGGAAAAGCGCCCGCCAUCGACACGGCCCAUCUGGUGCUUCCGCAUGCAGAGGAAGCACAGAGCACACGAUGAGGACUCAGAGGAGCAGGCGGCCAACGACGUGGUGCAGCAGCGAGUUAGUGGGCCCGAGCACGAUGAUUAAGUUAUUGAGGUGCGCGGCCUGAAUACAUUAUAGCCCACCCGCCCCAUAUAUGGAUUCACUGAUGGCUGCAAGCCAGCUGGUGACGAAUGGGCAGUAUACCCGUUUACAAAUGUCCUUUUUGCGUUCCAAUUCCUUGUUUGAUCAUUAAAAAAAUGUCAC